This is a messenger RNA of Spinacia oleracea (spinach), 1856 nucleotides long. Its product is annotated as alanine--glyoxylate aminotransferase 2 homolog 3, mitochondrial-like. The transcript is spliced from 9 exons. The record is from RefSeq and is a predicted model, not a curated record. Gene Ontology annotation, molecular function: pyridoxal phosphate binding; transaminase activity. Bases 160 to 1599 code for a protein of 479 amino acids. NCBI's taxonomy places the organism in Eukaryota, Viridiplantae, Streptophyta, Magnoliopsida, Caryophyllales, Amaranthaceae. Gene Ontology annotation, cellular component: mitochondrion.
CUUAUUUUCUGUCUUCUCUCUCUCACUACUCCUGCUUCUCCGGAUUUCGGAAUAACAAAACUUUACAAAUAUCAAACAACAAAAAUUAAACCCAAUAAAAAAAAAAAUCUUUUUUAAAGAAAAACCCAACCCCCCCUCCCAAAUAGAAACAGGGCGGGAAUGGUGAUGAGGAGAGCACUGAUCUCCGCCGCUAAGGCUGGUGGUGGACGACGUUUUAUUGCUUCUCAGGCGGCAGCAACAGCGAAAGUUGACGUUAAAUCGCUGGAAAAUGACGUCAUUUCACCAAAAAUGCCAGCGUUUGAUUACUCUCCACCGCCCUACACCGGGCCUUCCGCCGCAGAGAUCCUCAAGAAGCGCAAGGAGUUUCUUAGCCCUUCUAUGUUCACUUUCUAUAAUCACCCUCUGAACGUGGUAGAUGGGAGGAUGCAGUAUUUGUAUGAUGACAAAGGUAGGAGAUACUUGGAUGCAUUUGGGGGUAUCGCUACCGUGUGUUGCGGUCAUUGUCACCCCGAUGUGGUUGAGGCCAUUGUAAACCAAACGCAGCGUUUACAGCACUCUACAAUUUUAUACUUGAACCCUGCUGUUGCUGAUUUUGCUGAGGCUUUGGCCUCCAAAUUGCCCGGUGAUCUCAAAGUUGUGUUCUUCACAAACUCUGGAACAGAAGCAAAUGAGUUGGCCUUAAUGAUGGCAAGGCUGUACACUGGAUGCCAGGACAUUAUCUCCUUGAGGAAUGCUUACCAUGGAAACGCAGCUGGAACUAUGGGUGCAACUGCUCAGUGCAAUUGGAAGUUCAAUGUUACUCAGAGUGGAGUACACCAUGCCAUGAACCCUGACCCUUAUAGAGGUCUGUUUGGAGCAGAUGGAGAGAUGUAUGCAAAAGAUGUUCAGGAUAUCAUCCAAUUUGGUACAUCUGGUCAUGUCGCAGCUUUCAUAUGUGAAGCCAUUCAGGGAGUUGGUGGAAUCGUAGAAUUGGCCCCCGGGUACCUUUCUUCUGUGUAUGACAUUGUAAAGAAUGCCGGAGGCCUUUUUAUAGCUGAUGAAGUUCAAGCUGGAUUUGCUCGCACUGGAAGUCACUUUUGGGGGUUUGAGUCUCAUGGAGUUGUCCCUGACAUUGUGACCAUGGCAAAGGGUAUUGGGAAUGGCAUUCCCCUAGGUGCAGUAGUAACGACUCCUGAGAUUGCAAGUGUCUUAACUCGUCGUAGUUAUUUCAACACAUUUGGUGGAAAUCCUGUAUGCACUUCUGCAGGACAUGCUGUUCUCAAAGUGAUUGAAAAGGAAAAGCUUCAGGAAAAUGCUCAUAUUGUGGGUACUCAUCUCAAAAACCGGCUCACUGCUCUAAUGGACAAAUAUGAUGUAAUUGGUGAUGUGAGGGGAAGAGGAUUGAUGUUGGGGGUAGAACUAGUUACAGACCGCGAAAAGAAAACUCCAGCAAAAGCUGAGACCAUUCAUGUGAUGGACCAAAUGAAAGAAAUGGGAGUAUUGGUCGGUAAAGGAGGAUUUUAUGGAAAUGUAUUCAGAAUCACACCUCCCCUCUGUUUCACCAAGGAAGAUGCUGAUUUCCUGGUGGACGUGAUGGAUUCUGUAAUGGAAAAGAUGUGAAGGCGUUUAAUUUGAUGUUGGUGAAAAGUAAUGAUAUGUAAAUUUAAUUGCAUUUAGUUAAGUGUUGUAUCUAUUGCUUGCUUCUUGAUAGUAAAAAGUUGAAGAACCCAAUUAGUGCUUGGAAUUCUCUUCUUCUGUAGAAUGAUCUAUGAUCGAUGAUGAGUCAACACCUCGUUGUCUCUCUACCUCUGUUACUCAAAUCACAUAGCUUCUGCUUUAAUUCAAGUGAAAAUCUUGCACUUCUCCUUUCUUUUUUA